AUGGCGGAGAAGAAGUACAAGCUGUACGAGCUGUCGCGGCGUGAGGCACGACGCCAGCCGACGCUGCCGGAGACGGACAUGACAGACGUCGUCGAUCUGCGCCACCUCGAUCACAACACGGAAGCCAACACCCGCAUGAUCCACAAAGUGGUGGUGCCCGCGCUGCGUCCCCGCAACGAAAGCGUCUCCCCGCACGCAGAAACAAAUGCCCGAUGCCGUGCAACGGCGGGAUCGUCUCUGAAUCGAGGCAGUUUCAGCGCCGAUGACAGAGCGAGCGAUGAUGUCGUGUGCUACACCUUUGCCGGCGUCCCCGGCCUCCUGCUCUUUCCCGGGGUGCUGAACGCGGAGGAGCAGCAACGGUGGUGCAAAGAGUCCAUUUUGGAAUUUGGAGACUCUGCCGUGCAUCCGAAUAUCAUCAGCACUCACGCCAAGACUCCACACACGACGACGUGCUACCAGCCCCCGAUGCGGUGGGCAACGCUCGGCUACAACUACGAGUGGACAAACAAGGUCUACCACCGCGACCGCUUUUCGCCUUUUCCGGCCUCUCUGCGUCGGCGCAUGUGCGACCUUGUGAGCCUUGUGGCUCAGGUGAAGCAGGACGGUUUCUGCUGCGCGUACCCCGAGGUGUACGAGCCGCAAACCGCCAUCGUGAACUACUACCCUGUGGGAUCCAUGAUGAUGUGCCACCAAGACAUCAGCGAAGAGACGCUGGAGCAGCCGCUGAUGAGUCUCUCGCUGGGCUGCUCGGCGAUUUUUCUAAUGGGGACGCAGUCUCGCGAGGACGCCCCGUACGCGUUUAUGCUGCGCAGCGGGGACAUGGCUGCGUUUACGGGCCCCUCUCGCACCGCCUUCCACUCCACACCGCGUAUAUUGGAUGACUGCCCUUCGUACUUGACGUUGUCGGACGAGGAGAUGACGCAGGUGGAGAAGCAGCGAUACCAACAACACGCGUACUUUGCGCAUCCCACGGCGGAUGGCAGCUUCGUGCCGGUGGACAAGACAGUGAUGACAGCCGAGGAAAAGGAGCGCUACUGGCGUCUGUGCAUGCGUCACAUGCGAGUCAACAUCAACGCACGGCAGGUGUACGGUGAACGGUGCGAGGCGGUGUUUGGUGGCGCGCCAGUCGGAAGGAAUGGGCGGCUUUAG
Molecule: messenger RNA, 1149 nt
Organism: Leptomonas pyrrhocoris
Lineage: Eukaryota; Euglenozoa; Kinetoplastea; Trypanosomatida; Trypanosomatidae
Exons: 1
Coding region: 1-1149 (382 amino acids)
Biological process (GO): oxidative RNA demethylation
Cellular component (GO): nucleus; cytoplasm
Molecular function (GO): broad specificity oxidative DNA demethylase activity; oxidative RNA demethylase activity; ferrous iron binding
Source: RefSeq, a predicted model, not a curated record